Messenger RNA from Cylicocyclus nassatus, 2119 nucleotides. The record is from the annotation of a GenBank genome assembly. NCBI's taxonomy places the organism in Eukaryota, Metazoa, Nematoda, Chromadorea, Rhabditida, Strongylidae.
AUUGAUGUGCACAGUGGUAACCAUAGGCAUAAUCGGCUGGCAGCACUCAAAGACACGUCACUCUCACCUCCUUCCAAAUUGGAGCGGUCACAAUAACAGAAGUCCUCACAGUGUUAAGCAAGGAAAAGAAAAUCACUGGAAAAACAACCUCGACUUUCAUCCUUUCGAAAACUCCUGCAAAUUUGCUAUUCCCAGAGUCUACGCACCAGAUUUCAUGCGUACAAAAGCAGAACGCUUGCGGCAGCUGCAGUGCCCAUAUGAAGAUGUUGAUCUUGCGACUAUGGACAGCGAGGGAUACAUGUACGUUCAUCCGCAUUACGGCAACUACCCAAAAUAUCUCGUAGACGUGAAAUGCAAGGUUGUAUUUCUGGAAGGAGGACUAAGGAACAACAGCACAAGGAGUGGGAAAAAUUAUUUGAAUGAGGUUGCCGAAGUAGAGGCACCUGAAAAUGUGAGAUUUUUCGUCAAUGGAGAUGCUUUUUACAUUCGCUGCUUCAGCAACGGCACGAAAAUAUAUGAGCAGGUCUUUCCUGGUAUAAGAGACUUAGAUAAGCAGCCUAAGCAGAUAUAUCUAGCUAGAGACAUGAAGUCAUUCGAUGAUUUUGGCAUAAAACGUUACGCAGAACCGAAGAAAAAGUUUGAUUUGCGUUAUUCUAUUGAUGUACUUUGUCUCGAGUCAACCUCAAGAACGAUGUUUAUGCGUCACUUACCUCGAACUAUGGAGACUAUGAACAAACUAGGAUAUGAGCUUUUUUAUGGCUACAACAAGAUUGGAGACAAUUCGGAAGUCAAUCUUGUGCCUAUCCUUGUUGGUGAUAUUCCAGAAGCUCUUGCAGAACCAAAAUUAGAUAAAUUUGGAGAUAUAAAUAUUGACUGGGUUCUACCAUCACAACGUAAACUAGACCCAGACAAUCUACCGUUCCUUUGGAAGAUGAUGAAGAAAGAAUUUGGAUGCCGCUCAAUGCUCAAUGAGGAUAUCGGAAGAUUAGAUCUUGGCUUAUUUUGGUAUCCAUCAGAACAAUUUAUCCCUGGUUUUACCUCACCUCCUGCAGAUCAUUUUUAUCGUGCUUACUACAUUGCUGUAUACAAAAAAUGGCAUUAUAGCCAAUGUAAAGAUGGUGGUCAGGUUCAGCGACGUUAUGUAGAUUUGUGGCGUCGUUUCGCCAAUAAAUAUAAAGAUGUUUGCCAUAUGGGAUUCACAUUUAUGACAACGCUUUCUCAUGAAGACGGCUUCAUCCUUGAAGUUUUAGAUGAGCAAAUAUCGUCAAGUCUGGAGAAUCUUUACUUUACAGGAGCGCUAGAUAACGGAGUCAGUAUCAUUAUGGGCGAUCAUGGUAAUCGACUUGGAAAGCAGAUGUGGUCGUACAGUGGUAGAAUUGAGGAACGUAUGCCCUUAAUGGCCAUUCGUUUACCACCUGAUUUCAAGAAAUUACACCCACAAGAAUACCUCAAUUUCAUGAAAAACAAAUGGAAAUUAACGAGCAACUUCGACAUUCACCAAACUCUCAAAGAUAUCGUACUGAUGAGCUUUGGGAAUGCGAGGAGAUCCAUGGCGCAAGAUUACGGCCGUGGAUUGAGCCUUUUUGAAGAAAUACCAGCUACAAGAAGUUGCUUCGAUGCGUACAUUCCUGAGAACUUUUGCACGUGCUUAGUAGAUCGCUCAAACCUAUCAAACGCAACCGUCGAAGCCACAAAGCAACAGGGUAUUCUAUUAAGCAUAAAUACCUUCCUCAUGGAUAAUGACAGACUAGGUGGCUGCUUCGAUCGCGCGAAUACGACGAUAAUUGGCAAUAUUACUGUACUUGGUUUGAAUCCCUUAGCAAGAUAUGGCCUUCGCAAAAAAGAUAAUGCCUCAGUUGUGGAGGAUGCAAGGACAAAACGUAUGGGAAUGAAUUUUCUCUACCAUGAAGUCAGAGUGUUGGCGGCAUUAGCUCGCAAUCGAGGAAACAUUCGUCUUUGGUUUCGCAUGGAAGAACAAGUCAGAGAGAGGCGCUUCACAGUGGUGCUAGAACCACUUGUUGAGGAUGCUCCUGCAGAUUGUUAUGCCAAAUCGAUAUUUAGUGUAUGCAAAUGCCUCCUUUUUCCUUCGAAAACUGUGGAUAAGCAUAUAAAACUGUAA